Fonsecaea erecta is the source of this 2865-nucleotide messenger RNA. RefSeq lists its product as hypothetical. NCBI's taxonomy places the organism in Eukaryota, Fungi, Ascomycota, Eurotiomycetes, Chaetothyriales, Herpotrichiellaceae. Gene Ontology annotation, molecular function: metalloexopeptidase activity. Gene Ontology annotation, biological process: proteolysis. The transcript has a single exon. Bases 1 to 2865 code for a protein of 954 amino acids. The record is from RefSeq and is a predicted model, not a curated record.
AUGGCGAGGCUCUCCAACCCUUUCGCCUUCACUCGUUGGCCUGUCACCGUCAUCACGUCCGCUAUUUACCUCGUCGUCAUUGUUGCCCUCCUCAUCAUCCAUACGACGGUCCCUUCUCCUCCAACUUCGCCCACUCCCAUUCACGGCCUGAAUCUGACCGAAGCUUGGCUGGACCUGGAGCUUCUCACCGCAUCCUACCAUCCUUACAACAGCCGUCGCAAUGACCAGGUUCACGAGUGGCUCCUCGAACGAAUCAACUCGAUAGCGAAUGAAAACAAGGCCUCUCCAUAUGUCUUCGCAGACAAUACCUCCAACCUUACAUUUUCUUCGGGGGAAGUGCUCUCGAGUCCCGGCGUGUCUGUCUACUUUGAGGGCACUAAUAUCAUCGUCUAUAUCCCAGGAGUAGAAGAUGAUAAAACCGAAUGGUGGCUUGACUCAGACGGAAAACCAUCAAGUCGCAACGCAGUCUUGGUGAAUGCACACUAUGACAGUGUAUCGACGGGCUUCGGCUCUACCGAUGACGGCGUUGGAGUCGUCUGCGUGUUACAGCUGCUCAAAUACUUUACUACACCCAGGAACAAACCAAAAAAUGGAGUGGUCCUCCUCUUGAACAAUGGUGAAGAAGACUUUCUCAAUGGGGCAAGCGUUUUCAGUCAGCAUCCCAUGUCCCUGAUCGUGAGCUCAUUCCUGAAUCUAGAAGGAGCUGGUGCAGGGGGGCGAGCUGCGCUGUUUCGAAGCACCGAUGAAGCAGUCACGAAAGCCUAUGCUCACUCCAAGCACCCCUUUGGCUCGUCUACUUCGGCGGAUGGCUUCAAUCGAGGUCUGGUCAGGAGCCAGACAGACUAUGUCGUAUUCAAUGGCAAGCUGGGCUAUCGUGGAUUGGAUGUUGCCUUCAUUGGACCGCGGGCGAGAUACCACACCGAUCAAGACGAUUCACGGCACACAGGGAAAGGUUCUCUCUGGCACAUGCUCUCUGCGGCUGUAGCUACAACAGAAGCCCUGACAUCGGCCUCACUGAAGACAAACUUGGACCCAGAGAGCAACCCUGGGAGUCCGCCACUCUGGUUUGACCUCUUCGGCCGCACGUUUGCCAUCUUGAAAGCCCACACCUUUUUCGCUCUUUCGGUCACACUUCUUGUCGCUGGGCCUGUGGUAAUCCUCCUCACGGUCGCCCUGCUGUAUCGGGUCGACAAGUUUUAUCUUUUCUCGGGGUCUCGUCCCCUUCACCACCAGAAUGGAGAUGAGAAGAUCAAGCUUUACGGAUGGCGUGGCUUUUUCCGUUUCCCGCUCAUCUUGCUUGUAGCGUGUGCAGUCCCGAUUGCUCUGGCAUACUUGGUUUUCAAGGAAAACCAAUACAUUGCUCACAGCAGUGAAUGGGCCGUGUGGACCAUGAUGAUUAGCUCCUUCGUCUUUGUUGCGUGGUUCUUCUGCCGAGCUGCGGACUACACACGGCCCUCUUCACUCACCCGCGUCUACGGGUUUUCAUGGAUGUGGGGUGCGUGGUGGGUGCUACUUGUCGUUGCCACGGUGUUUGAAGAACAUUUGCACCUUGUCGGUCUAUACUUUGUCCUGGUUUACGCCGCUCUUGUAUGGCUGACCACGUGGUUGGCCUUCCUAGAGUUAUUUUCCUUGCCCAGGAAGUCGGUGUAUUGCCAGCGCUUCAUUGAAGAGGACCCCUUCCACCCGCAUGCCGGUUCAGGCACGCGACAGGAAGACGCUGGGGAUCGUCUGGAUUCUGAUGAUGACAAUGAUGAUGUGCCUACGGAAAGGUCGAGUCUCCUGCGGAGGGGAUACCGCCAAGGGAGAGAAGAACCGACCCCUGACAUCAAAGCCGGCAAGGACAAAACUGACGCUGUCGAAGAACCAGGUUGGAGCAAAUCCCAGUGGUCGUGGUUGUGGCUUUGGCAGAUGCUCAUCCUUGUCCCCAUCAAUCUCGUCGUCGUCGGUCAGAUCGGCCUCUUACUGACCGAAGGUCUACACCAGACAGGACAGGACGGAAGUUCUAUGUUUCUACUAUACAUUAUGGUGGCUGGCUGCACAAUACUCCUCUUCUCCCCGCUUGUGCCCAUUCUGCACCGGUUCACUUGGCAAAUACCGGUGUUUCUUCUCCUCGUCUUCAUCGGCACCAUGGUUUACAAUCUAACCGCAUUCCCCUUCUCUAUGAACAACAGACUGAAGCUUUUCUUUCAACAACAAGUGGACCUCGUCGGAGGGAAUAACACUGUCUGCUUGACCGGCGUUACACCGUACGCUCGCCAUGCCGUCAACGAUAUACCCAGCUCCGCCGGACAGGACAUUGUCUGCACACCCGCAAACCCCUCAAUUUCCGGUAAUAUGCAAACUUGUUCAUGGGCUGGUAUCCCACCCAAUGUUGCCAACUCUUCCUCCACCUCUGUCUCUUCCAGGCAACAGUACGACAGUUGGCUCACCUUCAAUGUCACUCGCCUCAAUAACAGUGACAGUGGAUACAAAGCCCGCUUCGUGCUCUUAGGGAAAAACACCCGUGCGUGCAAACUCAUCUUUGAGACAGCACCGAUUACGAAAUUCCAUGUCGCCGGGCAGGCGCCGAGAGAUACACGAUUUCCCCCCGUGCCCGAAAGCGGCAGCCAGGAGAUCAGACUAUGGAGCCGCUCGUGGGGAAGAGCUUGGACAGUGGACGUCGGUUGGGAUAUUCCGGCUAUCAGUGCUGAAGGACCCAUCGCUAACAGCACGAUGUCCGGGCGAGUGGUAUGUCUAUGGAGUGACGUGAACAAGAAUGGCGUGAUACCCGCCUUUGAUGAGGCGAUGCACUACAUCCCAGCAUGGGCAGCACUCACCAAGAGAGCGGACGGACUGGUGGAAGGGUACAAGCAAUUCAAGAUUUGA